Molecule: messenger RNA, 1775 nt
Organism: Acanthaster planci (crown-of-thorns starfish)
Lineage: Eukaryota; Metazoa; Echinodermata; Asteroidea; Valvatida; Acanthasteridae
Gene: sp5
Product: Sp5 transcription factor
Biological process (GO): regulation of transcription by RNA polymerase II
Molecular function (GO): DNA-binding transcription factor activity, RNA polymerase II-specific; RNA polymerase II cis-regulatory region sequence-specific DNA binding
Source: RefSeq, a predicted model, not a curated record
AACCCAGUGUGCCGUGGGCUUGUAUUCACAGUCUCGACGCUUGCCCGAGCCGUGCAAACCAACGUUAGCUCUCGUCCUGACAGCACGCGUCAUUGCUGGAUUUUCAACGCUACUUCUCUGCAUUUUCAUCAGCUUUUACAACCACUCAACGGUUCAAAAUGCCAGAGGUGGACUGCUCUCAGUUUUUACAGUUGCCUGAUAAGUCUUCAAGCGACUUCAACAAGCCCAGUCCGUUAGCUCUCCUUGCGGCAACGUGUAACAAAAUCGGUGGCCCAGCGCCCAAUGCCUCCAAGCCUUCGCUUGCGCCACCCGCACAGCACCAGCCGGCAGCGACUCAGCCAGCAAAGGCCGACCGUGUCCCGGGCUACUUUCCUCCCGUGCAGGCAUCCUCUGCAUCGGUCGUUGGCACGACAACGCUGUCACCGCAUCACGCUGUGGUGCCUGCCCUGCCGAGGUGCGAGCUGCCUCCUACCCCUCCUGCCGAGCCGUUCCCUGGGUGCAUGCCUCCAGCCCUGCUGCAUGGCACCCCCGUCACAACGACGGUGUGUCCGCAUUCAGUCGCUGCAGCCGCAGCGUACUUCAACGCGUUCCACCCGCCAGCCUCAGCCUGCCCCGUGGGACUCACUCAGCUUCCCGGAGGCCCAUCGUCUACUCACUGCCAUGGGGUUCAUGGAUUAGAGCACUUGCAGCCUCUAUUGCCUAGCGGUAUGCUAUCCCCACCUCAUUCCUUCAACAUCCCGCUGACCGUGCAGCCCACUCCAGAAGAAGUGCCGUGGUGGAGUGUCUCGACCCCAAGUCACCCAGUGCCCUCCUCACCACUCACUCCUCCAUCACCCGGACUCUGCAGCUUCGCCGGCCCCAUAUUCCACCAGCAGUCUCCCGUCAACGGCUAUUCCCCGUACCAGUACCCUGGACUUUUCGACCACAAGUCAUCCCUGGCAAAGCUGGCCGCCAGACGCUGCCGGCGUUGCCGGUGUCCCAACUGCCAGAACGCCAGCAACUCCGGCGAGCCCACCAAGCGGAAGCAGCACAUCUGUCACAUCCCAGGCUGCGGCAAGGUCUACGGCAAGACGUCCCACCUCAAGGCCCACCUGCGCUGGCACUCCGGGGAGCGGCCCUUCGUCUGCAACUGGCUGUUCUGCGGUAAGAGCUUCACCCGGUCGGACGAGCUCCAGCGGCACCUUCGCACGCACACCGGGGAGAAGCGCUUCAUUUGCCCCGACUGCGGCAAGCGAUUCAUGCGGAGCGACCACCUGUCCAAGCAUCUGAAGACACACUCGCUGAAGAAGGCAGAAGCAGAUGCCAAGCUCAUCGAUGAGGAGGAAUGUGAGGACGACACGCAAGAUGAAAUCUUGGAUGUCACUUCUUAAGACUAAAUCUUGAGAAAUGCAUCUCAUUGCAGUGGCUGAACUUUUGAACUUUGUCCAGUGACACUAUUGGAAAUUCAUACAUUCCACCCUUGAGUUGAUACGUAAUUUUCACUUCUGAAGAAGUUGCCAAUUUUUGCCAGUUAAAAAGAAUUUGUAGUUGAAUUAUGAAUUCCAAACGGCUUUCGAACAUUUGACCUGUGCCAAAUAACAUGCAUAUGCAUUUUGACUUUAAUGAACAAUUAAGGUUGAUUUUCGUAACGUGCGCCUGAUUUGGAGUUUUUGAUAUACAUUUACUUUUGUGUUGUUUUUUUAUUGAAAUGAAUGUAGUAAUUAUUCAUCUUUUAAAGGACGACCUGAGGGUUUUGGAAUAUUAAAUUAUUUGAAUGUUUUCAUUGAAGAUGUGUA